This is a messenger RNA of Choloepus didactylus (southern two-toed sloth), 3476 nucleotides long. It is a transcript of the gene KCNB2, whose product is annotated as potassium voltage-gated channel subfamily B member 2. The record is from RefSeq and is a predicted model, not a curated record. Gene Ontology annotation, biological process: protein homooligomerization; potassium ion transmembrane transport. Gene Ontology annotation, molecular function: protein binding; delayed rectifier potassium channel activity. Gene Ontology annotation, cellular component: membrane; voltage-gated potassium channel complex. The coding region runs from base 155 to 2890 and encodes 911 amino acids. The transcript has 2 exons. Lineage: Eukaryota; Metazoa; Chordata; Mammalia; Pilosa; Megalonychidae.
GCUCUAGGAAAAAUGCAAAUAACCAAACGGCUGUUGUUGCUAUCUUUCAGCUGUGUCCGUGGAGAUGCCUGUCUCGAAAGAAUAUUGCUUCAGUUGAUCUUCUCGCAGCUUAUUCUUUGAAGGACCCUAGCUCCGUGGUUUUGUCUAGUUCAAAAUGGCAGAAAAGGCUCCCCCUGGCUUAAACAGGAAGACUUCAAGGUCGACACUCUCUCUUCCACCCGAACCUGUGGACAUUAUUAGGAGCAAAACGUGCUCAAGGAGAGUCCGAAUCAACGUGGGGGGCCUCAACCACGAAGUUCUGUGGAGAACGCUGGACAGGCUGCCUAGGACACGCUUGGGGAAGCUUCGAGACUGUAACACGCAUGAGAGCCUUCUGGAGGUGUGCGAUGACUAUAAUCUGAAUGAGAAUGAGUAUUUCUUUGAUCGCCAUCCGGGAGCCUUCACUUCCAUUUUAAAUUUCUACCGGACAGGGAAACUCCACAUGAUGGAAGAAAUGUGUGCGCUCUCUUUUGGCCAAGAGCUUGAUUACUGGGGGAUUGAUGAGAUUUAUUUAGAGUCCUGCUGCCAAGCCAGAUAUCAUCAAAAGAAAGAGCAAAUGAAUGAAGAACUGAGGCGCGAGGCAGAGACUAUGAGAGAACGAGAAGGAGAAGAGUUUGAUAAUACCUGCUGCCCUGAGAAAAGGAAGAAACUCUGGGACUUGCUGGAGAAACCUAACUCGUCCGUCGCUGCAAAGAUCUUGGCCAUCGUGUCUAUCCUAUUCAUCGUACUCUCCACCAUCGCUUUGUCGCUCAACACACUACCAGAGCUGCAGGAAACGGAUGAAUUUGGACAACCCAACGACAACCCCCAGUUAGCGCAUGUGGAGGCCGUGUGUAUUGCGUGGUUUACCAUGGAGUACCUUUUACGGUUCCUAUCCUCACCCAAUAAAUGGAAGUUCUUUAAAGGCCCGUUAAACGUCAUUGACUUGCUGGCCAUCUUACCAUACUAUGUCACCAUUUUCCUCACGGAGUCCAAUAAGAGCGUGCUGCAGUUCCAAAACGUGAGGCGAGUCGUUCAGAUCUUCCGAAUCAUGCGCAUCCUGAGGAUCCUGAAACUCGCCAGACAUUCCACAGGCCUGCAGUCUCUGGGUUUCACGCUCAGGCGGAGUUACAACGAACUGGGCUUGUUGAUACUGUUCUUGGCUAUGGGGAUUAUGAUAUUUUCCAGCCUGGUCUUUUUUGCCGAGAAAGAUGAGGAUGCUACCAAGUUCACCAGUAUCCCCGCAUCGUUCUGGUGGGCCACCAUCACCAUGACCACCGUAGGCUAUGGUGACAUCUACCCUAAAACGUUGUUAGGGAAAAUCGUGGGAGGGCUCUGCUGCAUCGCCGGGGUCCUGGUCAUCGCCCUCCCCAUCCCAAUCAUUGUCAACAACUUUUCCGAGUUUUACAAGGAGCAGAAACGCCAAGAGAAGGCAAUUAAAAGGAGAGAGGCUCUUGAGCGGGCGAAAAGGAACGGAAGCAUCGUUUCUAUGAACUUAAAAGAUGCUUUUGCUCGCAGUAUGGAACUGAUAGAUGUGGCCGUGGAGAAAGCAGGAGACUCAGCCAAUACGAAGGACUCAGCCGACGACAAUCACCUGUCCCCGAGCCGGUGGAAGUGGGCCAGGAAGGCUCUGUCGGAAACGAGCUCCAACAAGUCUUACGAGAAUAAGUACCAGGAGGUGAGCCAAAAGGACUCCCACGAGCAGCUGAACAACACGUCUUCCUCCAGCCCACAGCAUCUGAGUGCCCAGAAACUGGAGAUGCUGUACAAUGAAAUCACCAAGACACAGCCUCAUGCUCAUCUAAACUCAGAGGGCCAGGAACAGUCUGAGAGACCGUCUGCCUACGAAGAAGAGAUCGAGAUGGAAGAGGUGGUCUGCCCCCCGGAGCAGCUGGCCGUGGCGCACCCCGAGGUCAUCAUGGACAUGAAGAGUACCUCCAGCAUCGACAGCUUCACCAGCUGCGCCACCGACUUCACCGAGACCGAGCGGUCGCCCCUGCCGCCGCCCUCCGCUUCACACUUGCAGAUGAGGUUCCCGACUGACUUCCCGGGGACAGAAGAGCACCAAAGAGCCCGGGGCCCCCCGUUUCUCACACUAGCCAGAGAGAAAGGGCUGGCAGCCAGGGAUGCCGCGCUGGCACGUGCCCCCAUAGACGUAACUGUGAACCUGGAUGCCGGCGGUUCCCAGUGUGGCCCACACGGUCCCUUGCAGCCCGACGGUGCCACUGACAGCCCUAAGAGCUCGUUAAAAGGCAGCCAUCCACUCAAGUCCAGAUCCCUCAAAGUGAACUUUCAGGAGAACAGAGGCGGCGCCCCCCAGACGCCGCCCAGCACAGCCCGGCCACUGCCAGUCACCACGGCUGACUUCUCGCUGGCCACCCCCCAGCACAUCAGCACCAUCCUCCUGGAAGAAAACUCCCCCCAGGCAGACAGACCUUUGCUGGGCAUGGAGGGGCCUGCACAUUGUCAGGGGCCUUCCAAAGGCUUAUCCCCUCGGUUUCCCAAGCCAAAACUGUUUCCUUUCUCUUCGAGAGAGAGGCGGAGCUUCACCGAAAUAGACACUGGCGAAGACAAUGACUUCUUAGAGCUCCAAGGGGCAAGGCAGGACAAGCAGGCAGACUGCAACCCAAAUUGCUUUGCAGAUGAGCCUAGUGACGGAAGAGACCCUUUGAGAGAAGAGGCCUAUGUUGGCUCUUCCUCCCCCCAGACCACAGAUCACAACUGUAGGCAAGACAUUUACCAUGCUGUGGGUGAAGUAGUAAAGGACAAUAGUCAAGAAGGGUGCAAGAUGGAAAACCACUUGUUUGCCCCAGAAAUCCAUUCCAACCCAGGAGACACAGGUUAUUGUCCCACACGUGAAACCAGCAUGUGACUAGUUACAAAAGCAAUAAAAAACAAAAACAAAAACAAAAACUUGUUUCUUAAAAACACAGUUAAAAAUGCCUAUGAACUAAAAUAUGGGAAGCCUCCCCACCUACCCCCCAAAAAGUGCAUAAAAUGUUAUUUUUGCAUGGCAUGAACAGUUUAGUUUAAGCACUGUUUAAAUAAAAAGUCAAGACUGCAUUUUGUAACAAACAAACAAAAAAUCACUGAAGAACAGUGAACAAAUAAAGAGAGCUCUAUUAGGAACCAGUAUUCUGCAAUGUCUGACAUUUUUGAUCCUUUCAUUUAAAAUUGUAGACAGAGUUUCAACUUUUAUGUUUCCAUGAUUUCUGGGAUUUGCCCUUGAAAGGAUGAAAUGUCAUUGCAUGCAUUCUUAGUUACGAGGAGCAAGGUGCUUUUAGCUUGCAAAAUGCGAUAACUUUGUACAUAUUGGGGCCGGGGAUGCAAAAGUGUCAAGAACACAUGGAAACAAGUUUCUGAGACACAGGUACUUCCUUCACAGCUACUGCCUGGAGGAACUGUACAGACUUCCUGUUGCAAAAUUGCAACCUCUUCUUAAAUCAUUUCACAUAUCU